Molecule: messenger RNA, 5011 nt
Organism: Eriocheir sinensis (Chinese mitten crab)
Lineage: Eukaryota; Metazoa; Arthropoda; Malacostraca; Decapoda; Varunidae
Product: MICOS complex subunit MIC60-like
Exons: 16
Coding region: 108-2342 (744 amino acids)
Biological process (GO): cristae formation
Cellular component (GO): MICOS complex
Source: RefSeq, a predicted model, not a curated record
CAGGCCGUAUACGAGAGUCCCGCGCCAGGCCACCACCAGCAGCACGAUAACUCCGGUUCCUGAGAAGUCGACGGCCCCGGAGAGCCAUUACCUCCCGGCCUCCCACCAUGUUCAAGGUUUCCAGCAGACUGCGGCCUCAUGUGACCUCCAGGGUGGUGCGUGGUGGGGGUGUCGGGCGGCGGUCCCAGACAUCUCAGGCUGGGGGCGGGGGUGGCAGCCUGGUGGGUAAGGGCCUGGUGGUGGUGGCCGGAGGCACCACCUUCCUGGCCGGCCUGGUGGGCUAUGCAUCCUGGAGUGACAGUAACAGGAAGGGUGUGGAGAAGUCCAUCCCCGGGUCCAGCUACAUCCUCUCGGCCGUGCUGGGACCCCUGGUGGAGGUGCCCCCCACUCCCCCAGCCCCCCCAAAAGUGGACCAAGGCCUCUUGAAGAAGAAGCUUGACAGGGAGAAAAAGAAGAAGGGCAAGGAGGCAGAGGAGGGCAUGCCGGCACCUCCCCUGGAGGCGCCAAAGGAGGGUGAGUUCCAGAAUGGUGACGCAGCGCUGGAGGCACCCCCCACACAGGACAGCGGAGAGCAGGAGGAGCAGCAGCAGGAGGGGGACACUGGGGCAGCACCUGAGCUCAGUAUAGAGGCACCACCAGCAGCACCGGAGCCUGAGCAGCCAACCCUGACCUCAGCACCUGCAGCGGCUGAGGAUGCUGAGAAGCCAGCCAUAUCCGCCCUGGAGGAGCGGCUGGCGUCCUCGGAGGUGACCCAGGACGUGGAGAGUGCGGCGCUGACCCAGGCACUGCAGGAGCUGGCCCAACUGGCACAGAAGGAGAUCACGGGAGCCCUGAGUGCGGCGGAGGAUGCGGCGCGGGUGGUGCAGCGCCAUGCCCAGAGCGCCUACCAGGCCAUCGACGGCGUGCACGACAAGGAGCAGUUUGAGGCCGUGGCGGAGCUGGCCAAGGAGCGGAACCAGAUGGUGGAGGACGCCAACCAAAAGAUCGCUGCCGCCAGUGAGGCGGUGGACAAGUUCAAGGAGCAGAUCAGUGCGGGUCACUCCUCCAGCCUGACCAAGGAGCACCCGGCCCUCAUCGCUUCGGAGGAGGCGCUGGUGGAGAUGAAGUACGCACUUGAGAGGACCAAGGGCGUCAUCCUGGAGGCGGAGCGGGACAGCAAGGUCGUCAGCAGCUACAAGGACUUGGUACAGGCGGGGAGGGAGCAGUUCGAGGCUGAGGUGCGUUCGCUGCUGCCGGAGGUGAAGCUUGGCGAGACGAGCGACAAACUGACCACGGACGAACUGAACCUCCUCCUGGCACACGCCCACCGCAAAGUGCUGCACCUUCAGACCCAGCUAGCACGCCUGCAGACCAUGGAGCACGACAGGUUCAAGGAGGCAUUGGUGAGGCAGCGGGCAGAGGACGGACAGUUGCUGGAGUCCAAGGUGGAGGCUGAGCUGGAGAGGCAGAGGCAGCAGCUGGAGGUGGAAUACAAGAAGCGAUCGAUGGAUAUGAAGGAGGAGCUGGAGGGGGAGCUGAGGGGCCAACUGAAGAGGCAGGCGGCUGCUCACUCCGACCACCUGGCUGAUGUUCUCUAUGUGCAGGAGAAGGAAUUAGAGAACAAGUGGUCGAGUAUCCUACAGGACAAGGUGCAGAGCGAAAAGGACACUUACCUGUCUUCCCUGGCCAGAAUCAAGGGCCAGCUGGAUGGACUCAAGAGUGCCCUGGGCCAGCGUGCCGACGUGGACAAGGCCGCUCUGUCUGCCCGGGAGAUGUGGCUGGCGUGCGAGUCCCUCAGAAAUGCCCUCAGAAAUUCCGGUGAGGGCGCACCGUCCUGGGAGGAGCAGCUCAAGCCCCUGCAAGACCAGAUCGCCGCCAUCAAGAAGGCUGCCGGCGAAGGCAACCCGUAUGUGGAGGCCAUACUGAAGUCGCUGUCGGAGGAGGCGGAGCAGCGUGGGGUGUACCCUGAGGAGGCCCUGAGGGAGAGGUUCAUCAAGGUGGAGCGAGUGUGUAAGCGAGUCUCCAUGAUCGGCGACAAUGGUGGAUCACUAAUCAAAUACCUUCUGUCCUACAUUCAGAGCUUCCUGGUGCUGGAGUCCUUCGAGUACAUGCCCGGCAAUGAGGUGAGGAAUGAGGAGGUGCCUGUGGACGCCCUCACCACCUACGACAUCCUUGCCCGCGCCAGGUACUGUCUGGAGAAGGAUGACCUGUGCAUGAGUGUGCGGUACAUGAACCUGCUGAGGGGGGAGCCGCGUAAUGUGGCCGCCAGUUGGUUGAAGGAGGCGCGACUCACUCUAGAGACACGCCAGGCAGCAUACGCCCUCCUGGCCCACGCCGCCGCCACUGCUGUCCAGGCCCUUUGAGCACCCCAUGGUCAGCGCUAAGGGGACCCGCAGCACCCCAGAGGCUUGUUUUGAGCACCCAGAGGAGUAUUUCCAGCAUCCCUGGGCUCCACAGUGUCCUAAAUAGUUACAUAAAUCGUCUCUUCCCUUCUCUUUACCUGAUUUCCCUUCCCCUCUUUCCUUUUCUUCACUUUCCUUCCCUUCCUCUCUUCCCUUCUCUUCCUUUGUUCCUUCCCUUCCUCUCUUCCCUUCUCUUUUCCUUCCUUCCUUUCCUCUCAUCCCUUUCCUUUCUUCCCUUUCCUUCACUUCCCUUCCUUAAACAUCAGUCCUCUCUUCCCUUCACUUCACCUUCUUCCCUUUCCUUAAACAUGAAUUGUCUCUUCCUUUCUCUUUACCCUCCUUCCCUUCCUCUCUUCCCUUCUCCUUUCCAUAAACGCCUCAAACAGCAGGACUUUCUUACCACCCCUGAACUCCUCUCUCAAUACACUCCACAAAAUCCCUUACUACCCCAGGACUUAGAGGACUUGUCAGGCCUUUCCCCCUUACAAACAGGACACUGGCAAAGUCCUCCUAUAUGCAAGCACUAUACCAAUCAUGCCUCAAACCUCCAAAACACUCAGGCCUUUGUGCUAAUGGUGGCGGACUGUGUCAAUGGGUGGGUGUUUCUGGAGUGCCCUAGUGUGGGGGUUUCAAUCUAAGGUUGAUGCUCCCGAGUCCUGGAUGGGGUUGGAAUGUGCUUUUGAACUGUUGACUCCUCUCUUUGUUCCUUCUACUGGUUCUGCAUUUUUUAUCAUUUUUCCUUUAUUCCUUUUCUUGUCUCUCUGUUGGACUUUACUUCUUCUUCUUCUUUUCCUUUUUUUCCUCUUUUUCUUCUUCCUCUUUUCAUUUAUUGUCCUGAUUUUUCUUCCUGGGGUUGGACAUUCUUCUCUUUUUUUUCUUCUUUUUCUUUUUCAUUUAAUUUAUUGUCCUUAUUUUCUUUAUGGGGUUACUUCUCCUCUUUUUUUUUUCCUUUUCUUCUUCCUCUUUUCAUUUAUUGUCCUUAUUUUUCUUUAUGGGGUUGGACAUCACUUCUUUUUUUCUUCCUUUUCUUCUUCUCCUUUUCAUUUGUUGUUCUUAUUUUUGUUUAUGGGGGUUGGAGUUCACUUUUUUUUCUUCUUUUUCUUCCUCUCUUCAUUUGCUAUCCUGAUUUUCCUUUAUGGGGUUGGACAUUACCUCUUCUUCUCUUUUUUUUCUUCUUUUUCUUCCUCUUCAUUUGUUGUCCUGAUUUUCCUUUAUGGGGUUGGACAUUACCUCUUCUCUUUUUUUUUCUUCUUUUUCUUCCUCUUUGUUUGUUGUCCUGAUUUUCCUUUAUGGGGUUGGACAUUACCUCUUCUUCUCUUCUUUUUCCUUCUUUUUCUUCCUCUUCAUUUGUUAACCUGAUUUUCCUUUAUGGGGUUGGACAUUACCUCUUCUUCUCUUUUUUUCUUCUUUUUCUUCCUCUCUUCAUUUUUUAUCCUGAUUUUCCUUUAUGGGGUUGGACAUUACCUCUUCUUCUCUUCUUUUUUCUUCUUUUUCUUCCUCUGCAUUUGCUGUCCUAUCCUUUAUGGGGGUUGGACGUCACUUCAUAUCGAUCUAUCCACACUUGACUUUGGACCAUGGAUCAAAGUCUCAAAUUACCUGUAUUUAUCAUCCUUCCUCAUCUUUAUUUUCCUUAUUUUUGUCACAUAUACUUUUGGAUAGAUCACAGAGAGGGGGAUGGACAUGAGGCAAAAGUCUAAAAUUGUCUGUUUCUUUUAUCUUUUCUUCUUCUUUUCCUCUUUAUCUUUGUCACAUCACAUUAUUGGAUAGGUCUUAGAGUGGGGUGGGAUGUGUUAAAUGCAUUAUCUAGGGGUUUUGAUCCUCUCUGAACAAGUAAGAACACUCGCACCUCUGCCCCUCACACCCCUCCCAGAGAACAUUGGCAAAAGUAUUCAGUUUUUAUUUAGAAAGCGACAUUACUUAAACCUGUAUUGGGAUGGGAUGGGAUUCUGUUCCUUGCAUUAAUAAGGUGUUGGGAUUCCGAAUUUAUGCUAACAAUACCCUUACAAUACACACACACAAAUUCAGACACACGCACCCUGUCCCUCCACAUCCCAUUGGCACACUCCUAAUUUUGUGAUAUGUGCGAUGUUCUUGCCAGAGCAGCAUGGUUUUAUUUUUUUAUCAGAUUCAUGCCGCAUCUGGGCGCAUAUGCAUUUAAAUUUAGUGAACGAGAUGUAAUUUAUUCGAAUUGAGAGGAUUUUAUCUGAUUUAUCUUUCCACUGCCUCGACCCAGACACUUAAACUCAGCGAUGUAUGGACUUUAAGGAACGGUUGUUAUAAAUACUAAAGGUUAUCAGCGGCGAAUGGAAGUUAAGGAACAUUUGUUGAUAUAUAAAUACUAAGUGUUAGGAAUUUUCUCCAAGCUUAGAAGACACUUUACUGUUUUAUACUGAGGGAUGUAAGAAUGAUAGUCGGGUCAAGUUAUGCUCCUGCCUUUCCGUCAUCAACUGUGUGUGAAUUGAUGGAGCAGGAAGGGCAGAAUGGAUGGCUUUCGGUGGCCGUCUCCAUGCUGGGUUGACGGAUCUUUGCUGGCCGGAGUAAUAUAUAAUAAGAGUUGUGGCGGAGAUUGUGUACAUAUUGUGCAUACUGUUGUAAAGCAGCAUUCCUUGGUGAAUGAAUUAAUGACUACU